Molecule: messenger RNA, 510 nt
Organism: Medioppia subpectinata
Lineage: Eukaryota; Metazoa; Arthropoda; Arachnida; Sarcoptiformes; Oppiidae
Source: the annotation of a GenBank genome assembly
AUGGCCUCGAAGACAGUGAAGUUGAAUAACGGCCGGGACUUCCCGUUAGUAGGUUUGGGCACUUGGAAGGCACCCGAAGGCGCCGUUUACGAGGCGGUCAAAGCGGCCAUCGAUGCCGGCUAUCGUUUGGGCACUUGGAAGGCACCCGAAGGCGCCGUUUACGAGGCGGUCAAAGCGGCCAUCGAUGCCGGCUAUCGUCACAUCGACUGCGCCUUCGCGUACGGCAACGAAGCGGAGGUCGGAAGAGCUUUGAAGGAGUCCAUCGGUUCCGGAAAAGUGAAGAGAGAGGAGCUGUUCAUUACCAGCAAAUUGUGGAACACUUACCACAAGAGAGAACGAGUGGGACUCUGUCUGGAUAUCACUCUCAAAGACUUAGGUCUCGAUUAUCUGGACUUAUAUCUAAUCCAUUGGCCGCUCGGCUAUCAGGAGGGAGAGGAGAAGUUCCCGAAGAACGCCGCCGGAGAGGUUCUGGUCAGUGAUGUUGACUUCGUUGAGACAUAUCUGGGUUUA